Molecule: messenger RNA, 3537 nt
Organism: Daldinia caldariorum
Lineage: Eukaryota; Fungi; Ascomycota; Sordariomycetes; Xylariales; Hypoxylaceae
Exons: 5
Coding region: 242-3319 (1025 amino acids)
Biological process (GO): peptidyl-threonine phosphorylation; peptidyl-serine phosphorylation
Molecular function (GO): ATP binding; protein serine/threonine kinase activity
Source: RefSeq, a predicted model, not a curated record
UUUUUUUUCUAACAAUUUUAACCUCUUUCCUGCUUUGGUACAUGGGUACCUAGCAUUUGUCGCUCCUUUUUCUCUCUUGUUUUGAUAUCAGGCUGUUGCUUUAUUGUUUUCCAGGAUCUUACGGAAACUCUCAACACGUUCAACAGCCUAGUCUAGUCUCAUCUCAUCUCAAUUUUCGAUAGCAACUAAAUGUCAAAAGUGAUGGGUAUUUGGUAUUGUUGUAACCGCGACCACGAUCGCCAUGGAUAAUCCAAGCGAUCACGAUUCGGACGGCUUCCCGUGUGAACACUUAGAAAGCCGUCCAUGGUCUGAACAUCCGCCACACCUGAACGCCAUGAACUUCGGGACAAGCCCAAGCCAAGCGGAACAGACCUAUAUCGACAAAGAACAGCGCCGCCCCCUGUCUAACAAUUCCUCGUCCAUCUCUACCCCCCUCCGUACCCAACUCACCAAGGCAAUGUGUAGAAGUCUUGACGGUAAAUCAAGAUCCUUUCUACCAAAAAAUUAUAUCGAUACCAUCACGCCAUGCUUGGUAAAGGAAGAGCUCGCUCUAGCUAUGCCAACUCUCUUAGAAUCCGUUCUGGACAAGUACACUGCUCAGAUCUUGGGUUCCGUUGUGAACGAUGCUACCGGUCAGGAGAGAAACCUUCGGCAAUCGAACCUCGAAUUAAAAGGAUUCGAGGCUCGAUUGCUGAAAACAUUUACUAUCCUGAUUCUCAUCGGCAAAGUUGAAACGGUCCCAUCAUUUAUCGCCAGUGGGUUUGCGGAUUCUUUACUUCCAAUCGGCCACGCUCGCUCCCAACAUGGAAACUCGUGGCGGUGCUUCGACAAGUGGACAAUGUCCAGUAUCAGAGACUUCAUAGAGACUCAAUGGGUGGUUCUAUCCCCAUUUCUCAGCUCCCCGACAACAGAUGUCUCUCUAUAUAAUUUCCCCAGGCAAAUGAUCCUCCCCCUUUUUGAUGAUAAUUCUACUGCCCCGUCCUCCAUCAAGCUUGGUGGCUAUAGUGCGGUUCGAAAAGUUGGGAUCCAUCAUCAGCAUCAUAGCUUUGGGGAGAACCAGGAAAAACCAUACUUCGCUCUGAAAAAACUGCGCUCUCCACAUAUUGAAGAUUUUCAGCGCGAAGUAGCCGCUCUGAGGCCAUUUGUAGCCUCACCACAUCCUCACGUUGUCAAGCUUUUGGCAGCAUUUCGACACGAUACCUCCUUCUACCUGCUCUUCCCAUGGGCCGAAGGGGGAAGCUUACACUCUUUUUGGAAAGACCACGCAAAACCAACACCCGACAUUUCUCUUUCAAGAUGGAUAUCAGAACAAAGUCUUGGAAUUGCCACCGCCCUGAGUCAAAUUCAUCACGGACAUCAACCCCGAGGAACAGAUCCACACUUUUCAGGACGACAUGGAGAUAUAAAGCCUCCAAACAUCCUUCUGUUCUUGGAAAGAGCUCCCAAUAAGAAUUUCGUCUGGAAACUCAGCGAUUUUGGUCUUGGUAGACAAAAUCGUCACCCGGAAAAAAGAGACGACCGUCCUAUCGGGUUCACGCCUACUUAUAGGGCCCCGGAGCUUGAUAUAAAGGGGACAAUCAACAGCGCCUACGAUGUUUGGUCGCUUGGAUGCGUUUUUCUCGAGCUUCUCACUUGGAUGGCAUGCGGAUGGGAAGGGGUCAGAUCUUUCGCCCUCUCUCGAGUGGACGCGGACCAAAAAUCUAGUAAAGCGGAAGAAGUAGACGACGGUUUCUUUAGGAUCAUAAAAAGGCAAGGGGGUUCAUUAGAUGCACAGCUCAAAACCAGUGUUACUCUUUGGGUCAACAAUCUCGCCGCGGACAAGACAUUGAGCCCUCAUGUUGCGGAUUUCAUGAACUUUACGCGCAAUGACCUUCUUGAUACAAACUGGGAAACAAGAGCUAGCAUCUCACGAGUUGUCGAGAACCUCCAAUGUCUCCGGCAGCGAUGCCUAGAGGAUCCAACAUACACAGUGGCCAUUCCACGGCCCCGGAAACCACCGUGGUCACCCCGAAAGCUCAUAAGCCUUCACCAAAGCAACUCUUCAAUAUUGAAAAGUCAGACUCUACCAACCAACCUCAAUAUGAAUCAAUUACCAAGUUCCAACGGACCGAAUUCCCCGGAUUCAAUGACAGUGCCCAGUCAGGCUAGUUAUUGGAAGGAUUUCGAUAAACAGUCUUACGACACCAAUGAUACUGAAAUUUUCAAUUAUGCCCUUGCAAACAUGACAUCUAUGGAGGGUGUGCUGGGUAAUCACCAACUGGGCGCACAACCCCAUCAACAAACCCGCUCCAAGAGACGGGUAUCUCCCGAGAAGAGCAUUCUUGGGAAUCAGACAAGUCGGAGACGAACAAUCGACAACGCGACCGGCUACAGUAAAACAAGUGAUGAGCCGAGGAGGAAAAAGGUGCGUAAGAAAGGGGAUACAACGACCAAAAAUGUUCCCAAGGACAAAUCGCCCCAGACUCCGGAGCGAGGUACAUUCCAAAAAAUCAAUUGUGAAGUCGCAGGAUCUUCGGAACCUGCGCCAGAGAAGCUAUUUGCCUGCCCUUUCUACAAACACAAUCCGGAAAGGUAUAACACGAAGGCCUGGAAAGCAUGUGCCGUACCCGAAGGCCGAACGAUAUCUAGGUUGAAAGAGCAUAUAUACCGUAAACACUUUUCUGAUCGCCACCGCUGCAACCGUUGUUCCGUCGAGUUCAACUGUAUAUCCGACCUCCAGCAACACUGUCGUUCGGAGGUACGCUGCCCAAUACAAGAUUCACACGUCGAUAUCGACACCAUCGACAACGCGCAGAAACACGAAAUGCAGAAGAAGCAGCGUGGGAUAUCGGAGGAAGAAAAGUGGGAAAAUAUAUACAGGAUCAUCUUCAGACUGGAUCCGACCUGUGAGGUCCCAUCACCGUACUGCGACGCACUCGAAGCCAAAUCUAGCGCGGGAGGGGACGACCACAACGACUACGGCACCGUCGCCGAGUUCAAGACCUACCUCCAUCAGCGCCUAGCCGAUGGCGGCGGCCAAGACGCGUCGCAGAUCACCACCGCGCUCGCCCUCGUCACGCGCUUCCAGCACGAACGCGCGCAGGACCCCUCCGUCGCGACCACGCUGUCCGAGACCAUCCCGCCGCUGACCUUCGACUGCGACCCCGCCCGCGCGUCCGCAUCGCGGGACGGGUAUCCCACGUCCACCACCCUGGCGACCGCGGACGACAGCCUGCCGUCGGCCGAUUUCGACAAGGUCUUCGCGUCGGAUGUACUACCUUAUAGUUUCUUAGGGACCUUCCAGGUGGAAGAGGAGGACGGGACGCUACCGGGAGGAUAGAUUAGAUAGAUAGGGUGAGAGGAAAGCCGCAUGUUUUUUGUCUUUCUCUCUGUCUGUCUCUCUUUUUUCCCUUCGGAUUUAAUCUCCCUUUUUGGUGUGUCAAGAUACCCGUUAUAGCUGUGUGUGUGUACUGUUGUUUGCGCACGACAGUGGAUGGAUGGAUGGGGGAAAAAGUUACGGGUUUACGUUAAAGGAUUGACUUUUGUUUUUUUUUUGGG